Eremothecium gossypii ATCC 10895 is the source of this 645-nucleotide messenger RNA. It is a transcript of the gene SUB1, whose product is annotated as chromatin-binding transcription coactivator SUB1. Gene Ontology annotation, cellular component: transcription regulator complex; nucleus. Gene Ontology annotation, biological process: positive regulation of transcription initiation by RNA polymerase II. The record is from RefSeq and is marked provisional. Bases 1 to 645 code for a protein of 214 amino acids. Lineage: Eukaryota; Fungi; Ascomycota; Saccharomycetes; Saccharomycetales; Saccharomycetaceae. The transcript has a single exon. Gene Ontology annotation, molecular function: DNA binding; transcription coactivator activity.
AUGUCAUUCAACAGCUUCCCGAGCAACCAGCUGUACGGUGCGCAUCGGUACAGCAGCGCAUACAAUGCGGUAGCGGUGCCAGACAGCGGGCCCGGGGCGGGCCGGUACCGCAAGCGCAAGACACAGGAGGCGGCCGAGGACAACGUGUUCUUCGAGCUGGGGAAGAACAAGCGCGUGACGGUGCGGCAGUUCCGCAACAUCAACCUGGUGGACAUCCGCGAGUACUACCAGGAGUCGGCCACGGGGGAGAUGAAGCCGGGCAAGAAGGGGAUCUCGUUGACCGAGGAGCAGUACGACGAGCUGCUGCAGCACCGCGGGCAGAUAGACGAGGCGCUGCGCAGCUUCGGGUCCGCGCGCCGCCGCAGCCCGCCGGCCGAGCCGGCGCGCGCGGAGCCGGUGCGAGAGCUGGAGCCCAACAAAAAGACACGCAUCGAGCGCCGCGAGAAAGCGCGCAAGCGCGAGCGCAUGCCAGCCAACCCGCGCCUGGACAACCCGCGCCUGGACAACCCGCGCCUGGACGACGCAUGCCCGCCGCGGCCGGCCGCGCACGACGACGACGAUCUGAACUCGAGCGACGAGGACUUUGCUCAAGCGCUGGAGUCUGAGGUCCGCCGCCGGGACGAGGACAUCAGCGAGGAGGAGUGA